AUGCAUUUUCAACUGAAAACGUUGAGCGAUAUCCUCCGCAACUCUGCAGAUUUGUACGGCGAUAAUGUUGCCGUUGACCAUGAUGAAGGGGUCAUUACCUACUCAGAGCUCCAAAGUCUCUCAUUUGGAUUCGCGCGUCAGCUUCAGGAAAUUGGCGUGACUCGAGGAGAUCGCGUACCCUUACUCACAACUCAUGGCACUCGAAAUAUUGUCGCCCUGUUGGGCAUCCUGAUUGCAGGUGCAUGCUAUGUGCCCAUGGAUAGGGGCACAUGGUCCGAGGAGAGGAUCCAGUCUGUCCUAAACAUCGUGAAGGGCAGUGUGUUAGUCAACACUACGCCGGACAGGUUUGAGCAUGGAGGCUAUCGCACCGUUCAUUUGCGGAGCCUCAAUGGUCUCAAACAUGCUGACGAAGGUUUCGAACAACCAACUCUUGACUCAUCCAGUCUCGCAUGCAUCAUUUUCACCAGCGGUUCUACAGGAAGACCGAAGGGUGUGAUGAUACCCCAUGGAGCGAUUGCCAACUACGCCAUGACUUCCCCCUUUAACAUGGACGUACGCCAUGAGGACCGGGUCUUGCACAUUUUAUCAGUUGCUUUUGAUGCCUCAACUGGAAUGCUCUUUUCCAUCCUUUACGGAGCUGGCACUAUCGUCCCCGCUUCCAAGAUUGAUUUAAUAACUAAGGCACAGUCGUGCUCAAUAAUAGCCUGCACACCAUCGAUUCUGGCAACAUUACCACCGCCGACCUUGAAAGAGUGUCAGUACCCUGAUGUUCACACAAUACUACUCGGUGGUGAGACAAUACCACAGGAGCUUAUAGAUGCUUGGUGCUUCAGCGGGAGGAGGAUAUUAAAUGCAUACGGCCCUACGGAGACCACAUGCGCCUCCCUGAUGCACGUCAUUGAGUCCUCGGGCGACAAGCGACAAGAGAGCAAUGCCAUCAUUGGAAAGGCCAUGCCCAACGCCCCCGUAUAUCUCCUUGAUUCAGAAAUGAGAGAGCUCCGAGAGAGCGGCCAGGAGGGCGAGAUUGUAAUCAGUGGACCAGGAGUUACACACGGCUACUUUGAAGAUGAGGAAAAGACGAACAAGGCGUUCAUAAAUAGAAACGGGCGGAGGAUGUACAGAACCGGCGACUACGGCAUGUGGACGAAAGACAGCCGCGGGGAUCUUGUCAUCGAGUUCCGUGGGCGGAAAGACAGGGUUGUGAAAAACCGCGGCUUCCUCGUGAACCUCGACGCGGAUAUCGAGACGCCUAUGUCAUCUAUGGGAUUUGGGAUACAGAGCAUCCAUGUUGCGCAGUUUCGAAAGAAGGUUAUUGCCCUGGUCUGCCCCGAAACUGUUGAUACAGACAGCCUACGUCGGCUGAUGCUCAAGACGCUCUCCUCCUUCAUGGUACCUGACCGAAUCAUGGCCGUCCAGACCCUUCCGAUGACGGCAAACGGCAAGGUAGACCCUCGAGGCGUGCUCCAGAUGUUAGAAGACGGAGACGAUAUGAAGUUGGAAGAGACAACCACUGAAUCAGAUGCGCCGGGAAGCGAGGUCUGGUUCGCGGUGAAGGACUGCGCCAGGCGGACGCUGGGUCUAGGAAACGUCGCCUUGGAGCCCUCUUCGAACAUAUUCUCUCACGGUGCCUCGUCCCUGGACGUUCUCAUGUUUGUGUCACUGUGCCAGAAGAGGGGCUACAGCGUUACUGUCCAGGAGGUGUACAGCGCGCAUAGUCUCGAUGACAUAUGUAGGAGCAUAAGCGCCGCUGCCGCCACUUCUCAGCCAAACGAUCGCGCAUCAGGAGCCGAUGAGGAUGAAGAGUUGGAGAACGGCAUUAUCGAUGGUCCUGUUCCUGUGUGCGCUCCCAUGACGCCUCUGCAACUCGAGCUGGCGGGGCCAACCUUGGCGGUGAAUGGCAAGAAUACGAACAGGAUUUGCAUCCGCUAUGACAUCCAGCAUGCAGACACCAUAGAGGAGGCUUGGCACAAGGUCUGGAGAUCUGAACCCAUCUUUAGGACCAAGUUCCUCCUAGAAGGAGAGUCGGGUGGCACACAGCACAUCGAAGUGGCGCCGUUGACUCUUCCCACGCGGGUCACCUUCACAGACUAUUCGGCGUAUAAGCAGGCCUCAGACAGUGCUUCGCUCUGCGUCGGACUUGGGACACGACUCGAUGUUCUUCGAUUUGUGCCUGAGGGAGAGAACGCGCACCGCGCAGAAGCAACAAUCGUGUGGACAGCGCACCAUUCUCUUAUCGACGGAUAUGCAAUGGCCGCCAUCCUCGCCAAGGUGGAGGCUGCCGCCGCCGAGGCGUCUGUAAACCACGAAGCGGAAUCUUUCAUGGUUGUGGCUCGGAGAUUGGUUGAGAUGCAGGAGAAGCGUGACUCGGUGGCCAAGGAGUUCUGGUCCACGUAUCUGCGCGACGCCCCUUUCAUCGAAAAUCUGGGUCUCCCGCGACCUCGAGUUGACUGUGCCGAUGUGGCCGGCGAGAUUCGUUUCUCGAGCGCAGUAUCCUUUGAUGACCUCCGCAAGUUUGCUUCCGAGAACCAGGUGACCUUUGCAACCGUCCUCUACACUGCCUGGGCCAUGACGAUUUCCAAAUAUACCAAUCAAGACACAGUGACCGUCGGUGCCGUCGUCUCUGGCAGGGAAUCGCCAUUGGUUUCCCAAGCGUCCAUCGGCCCUACGAUAAACACUCUUCCCCUGGUGGUUAAAGUCCAGUCUGAUAUCACAAUCAGGGAGGUGCUGCGCGAAACGCUCCGUGGUCUCGCCGAAAUCACCGGGUACGCAUGGAGCACGCCACAGCAAAUAGAUCAUCGACCCGCGAGCGUGGUGGCCUUGCAAUAUGACUAUCCGAAAUACCCCCUGACUGUCCCAAGGCUCGGCGUCGAGUCGUUCGAAAACACGGCGUUCCCCCUGAACCUCUUGGUAGAGGAGGGCGGGCUGUUCCGUCUGGUAUAUGACCCGGCGGUCUAUGGCAAGGCUUACGCCCGAGACAUUGAGAUGUACUUCCAACGAGUUCUGGAGGUCAUGGUGAAGUCUCGGGGUCGGGCAUCGAGCAUCCCUCCCACGAUAUCAGAGGCAGAGGAGACUCUCAUAAUGCGCGAGUGGAACCCUCCCACCUCGCCUUCGGUCAUUUCUCAAACCCUGCAGGGGACUUUCGCCAAGUCUUUGAGGAAGCAUGCUGAUUUACGUGCCGUCGAAUGCGUGGGCGAGUCGCUCACAUACCGCGAGUUGGACUCGUUGGCCAGCAAGGUUGCUCUCAAGAUUCGUUCCUUGUUCCCCCCGGCGAAGCCCAUUGCUAUUCACGCAGACGGCUCACUGAACUGGAUCGUGGGUAUUCUGGGAAUCCUUAAGUCCGGGAGCCCGUACUGUCCUCUGGACCCCCAAUACCCACUCGCGAGAAGAGCCGCGGUAUGCACCGCUGCAGGAGCCGUCGGAUUGUUGCUCCCCAGCGACAAAUACGUGUCGGAAAACCCGCUCCCCGACCUCCAGACGCUCAUUGUGUCGGAGACAAUCCAGGACGCAGCCCCUGCCGAGAGCGUGUGCUUUGAGGCCGACCCAGCCACUGACGCUCUCAUCGUCUUCACAUCCGGCACCACGGGCGCCCCCAAGGGUGUGCCCAUCAGCCAUCGCGGCCUGCUGUCGCUGCAGUCCAACCCGGAGGCUACCAUGUUCAGCCGCCCCGGCAAACGCAUCGCCCAGAUGAUGUCUCCUGCCUUCGACUACUGUUCCAACGAGAUCUUCUCUGCGCUGCUUCACGGCGCCACGCUGGUGCUCCGAGACCCCACCGACCCUUACGCGCACUUGAAGUCUGUAGACACGGCAACGCUCACUCCUUCGCUGAUGGCGGCUCUUGAUCCCCACGAUUACUCCGCUCUCCGGACGAUAUAUGCGACGGGAGAACCUGUUACACCUGGGCUAGUCCAACACUGGGCUCCGGGACGAGAAUUCUACAAUGCCUACGGUCCGGCAGAGGGUUCCAUCUGUGUAUCCUUUACGAAACUGGUUCCCGGACAGGACAUCACCAUUGGCCGCGCCAUACGCACCGCCCGAAUGUACAUCCUCGACAAGAACAGUCGCCACCAGCCUGUCGGGGCCCUUGGAGAGCUGUACCUCGCCGGUGUACAGGUCACUCGGGGCUACCUCAACGCGGAGGAGCUGACCAAGCUUCGCUAUCUCCCGGACCCGUGGUUUCCUGGUGAGAUGAUGUACCGGACUGGUGAUUUCUGUCGCUGGACUCGAGACGGAAACGUCUUCUACGUCGGGCGACUCGAUCGCCAGGUCAAGAUCCGUGGCUUCCGCAUCGAGCUUCCCAGCGUCGAACAGACCAUUUAUGCGGUGGACCCGCUGGUCGUCCUCGUCAACGUUCUUGCCAUGGACGACACUCUUAUUGCUGUGGUGAAGCCCGCAUGCAUCGACACAGUCAAGAUGAAGAAGGAGCUGUUGGGCAAACUGCCUCCGUCCUGGGUUCCUCAGAGAUUUGUGGCUACGGACAACUUUCCCUUGACGCAGAAUAAGAAGAUCGACAUGGUUGCGCUCAAGGACAUGCUCGACAGUGCCGAGACAAGUGAGGCCUCCGCCCCGGAAGAGGCCAUGGAAGGCAGUGUGGCAGAAGGCGUCGGGCGAGAGUGGAAGAAUCUGCUCAAGAUCAGAGAUGAGAGGCCCCUCGGCGCGUCGGACCGCUUUACGGAGCUCGGAGGACACUCGAUCCUGCAAAUGCUGCUGUCUGCCCGACUUUCAGCCCGGUUCCAGAUUCGCCUGACCCUCCGAGACGUUCUACAGGCCGAUACGCUCCAAGAUCUCGUCGAGUUGGUCAAGACGCGACAGGCGUCUGGAACCGACCGAGUCGUGGCCAAGGCGCGAAAGCUGGCUGCCGAUGCCCUGUCCCCCGUGGAGGAGUACCAAUGGUCCGAAUAUAAGGUGGCAUCUUCUGCUUCCACUUCCGCGAGCAUGUUCAAUAUUAACCUGGUGCUGAACCUCCAAGGGGACUUCUCCCGAGAGGCUCUCGUAUCUGCGCUCAACAAGGUCCUAGCAGAGCACGAGAUUUACAGGUCCAACUAUGUUGAGUCCUGCGGCCGCGCUCGCAGGACCCUGCGAAGCACCCCGCCGCGGGUUCGGGAGCAAGCCGUACUCGAUCUGGAGCAGGAGAUCAACUACAACUUCAAGGUUUGCGAAGACGAGUUGAUUCGCAUUCAUCUCUGGGGCGACAAGUUUGUCCUCGUCGUCAGCCACAUGAUUGCGGACCUCAACAGCUUGGAGAAUUUCUUCAACGACGUAUCGGUAGCGUACAACACGGCGAAAGCACCGUCGAUGAGCAUGGUCCAGGACUACAUUUCCUUGCCGAGGUGGGAGCAGCCGCCCAGCCCCGAAGAUAGCCAGUUCUGGGUCGAUUACAUGAAGGGAGCCCAGCAUCAAGUUCCCCUGGGUAAGCCCUCUACCGCCUCUCGAUACGUAGGGCAAUCCGAGACUGUCCAGGUUCCCCCAGCCUUGGCUAAGAGUCUCGGGCGCAUGGCACAAAGCCAGUCUGUUACCCGGCACCAUCUUGCUCUCGCCGCGGUUGCCCUGGCCCUCCGCCGCAUCACGCAGAAAGAUGACCUGGUGCUCGGAGCGCCCUGCUCGUGCCGAGUCUCCGUGCCUGAGCAGCAAUCCAUGGGCUUGCUUCUAGACCGCCUUCCCGUGCGCAUUGGAAAGAUCCGGGGCAAGACAACUACUGCUGCGCUCCUGAGCCAGGUACGCAAGGCCAGCCAAGCAGCCCUUGCGCACGUGGUCCCGUUCCCUGAGCUGCUCCGUAUAUUGGGCAUCGGUCGAGACACCGAGCGCCACCCCGUCUUCGAGGUCAUGGUUACCUUCCAUUUGGGCAAUGGGCCUAGCGAGAGCAUCAAGAUCCCCAACUGCACUGCAUCGGGCGAGACGAUGUAUGCCUCUGGCUCCAAGUUCCUCAUCAUGUUCGAAUGGACGGAGCACUCGGAGGAGGACUGGUCACUCCGCAUCGAGUACAACACAACCCGGAUUUCUCCCCCGGUGCUCGCCCAGGUCAAGGAAAACUUGUGGGCCGCUCUCGAUGGUCUUGCCGUGGGGGCUGACGUUGAAGAGCUGCCUCUCUCGGACCAUGCGUAGAGCCGCAGUGCUCUGGAAGGAUCCCUUUUGAAUCCAUCACACUACCAGCUCUCCUCCCUAACUAUUCGCAGCCUCCCCAACCCUCUGCCUGCUCCCUGAACACGGUAAAUGGGGCCUACGGAUUGAUUCUUCUGCGCGAAGAAGUCUGUUCAUCUAAAUGGGGAGUUGACUAGUCAACGAGGCCGAGUGGGCCCCCACCACUCUCUGAGCGGCGGGUACAUAAGCUAUUUUCUAUUAUGAUAUUAUAGCUAUCUAAUAGUUUAGAUAGAUUUUUUAUGUUAUAUUUUAUCCAAUAGAUUGUUUAUAUUACAAGCC
Molecule: messenger RNA, 6414 nt
Organism: Trichoderma virens Gv29-8
Lineage: Eukaryota; Fungi; Ascomycota; Sordariomycetes; Hypocreales; Hypocreaceae
Product: putative non-ribosomal peptide synthetase GliP
Exons: 4
Coding region: 1-6099 (2032 amino acids)
Biological process (GO): secondary metabolite biosynthetic process; amino acid activation for nonribosomal peptide biosynthetic process
Cellular component (GO): cytoplasm
Molecular function (GO): phosphopantetheine binding; catalytic activity
Source: RefSeq, a predicted model, not a curated record